CAGUGAGGGAAGAGAGGCACCGACAAUCUUCUUAGCUGCUAUCAGGAUAUGUUGGAGGGUCUUCCUGCAGGACGUGGAGCAGGUGCUGUACCACAUGGUGAUGCUGCUGGUCAGGACGCCCUCCAUGGUGCCUCUGUACAAGGUGAAACUGAGAUAUUUUGCUCCUCUGAGCCGGUAGUAUCAUUCUGCGGCUCCAGCAUCGUUCUACAGUGUCACCUCGAGCCCCAGCAGGAUGCAACAGACAACACAGUGAAAUGGACUCAGCAGAGUGAUGUUGUACACAUUCGUAAAGGUGGAAAAGACGUUCCUGGAGAACAAAUGGAGAGGUUUGAAGGACCCACGUCUCUGUUCUCUGAAGGUCUCCAUAAAGGAAAUCUGUCGCUCCAACUUUCCUCUUUAAAACUCUCCGACUCUGGAAGAUACAAGUGCUCCUUUCAGGUCGGCUCAGUGGAGAAGAGUUGUUACGUUGGUCUCAUUGUUGGACAGUCUGAAGUGAUCGUCUCACCUGAUCCAGUUACAGCAGAGUCGGGUCAGGAUGUGGUUCUACCAUGCCACCUGGAUCCUCCGUUUGAUGUAACAUCUCUGACUGUGGAGUGGAGACGGAACAAAACUACGGUGCACUUAUAUCGAAAUCUUGGCGACUAUAAAGAUCCUCAAGAUCAGAGGUUCAAAGGCAGAACUUCUCUCUUCCAUGAUGAAAUGAAUCAUGGAAACAUUUCUCUCAAACUAAGUACAGUAACUGAAGAAGAUGCAGGAAUUUACACCUGUUUUGUUCCUAAACUCAACUGUCAGGUGAAAAAAGAAAACAUCGUUCUGAGAGUUGUGUUGAAGGAUGAAGAUCCAAACAAAAAAAGUUCAGAUUUUUGUUUGAAAUCAAAGAAUGAGCUGAAAAUUUGA
Molecule: messenger RNA, 897 nt
Organism: Melanotaenia boesemani (Boeseman's rainbowfish)
Lineage: Eukaryota; Metazoa; Chordata; Actinopteri; Atheriniformes; Melanotaeniidae
Product: butyrophilin-like protein 2
Exons: 4
Coding region: 49-897 (282 amino acids)
Source: RefSeq, a predicted model, not a curated record